Hemiscyllium ocellatum (epaulette shark) is the source of this 1428-nucleotide messenger RNA. Its product is annotated as proton-coupled zinc antiporter SLC30A8-like. Bases 1 to 1428 code for a protein of 475 amino acids. Gene Ontology annotation, cellular component: plasma membrane. The record is from RefSeq and is a predicted model, not a curated record. Gene Ontology annotation, biological process: response to glucose; response to zinc ion; insulin secretion. The transcript is spliced from 9 exons. NCBI's taxonomy places the organism in Eukaryota, Metazoa, Chordata, Chondrichthyes, Orectolobiformes, Hemiscylliidae. Gene Ontology annotation, molecular function: zinc ion transmembrane transporter activity.
AUGGAUCCGCUCGCUCAGAUCCGUUCAAAAUUUACAUUCCAGAGGACGAACAUGGAAAAAUCUCACCUGGUGCGGGAUAAAACAAGCAAGGACCUUUCCUUCCCCAGGGAUAGUUCUUGGGUGCUGCUGUGUGAUGCAGCUCUGUCUGUGGGUAUUGGGAUGGCUACUUCUGAAGUUAAAGACCUGGCCAGCUCUCCGAUUCAUGCAGCCUCGGCUUUUACUGGCACUGGCGAUCCCAGCGAGUGUCGUCAGUUGGUUUCUGAAGUUUGUGUGGAGUCUCGGCACUCGUGUAUUCGCAAUAAAUUGACAGAUGAACGCUCGGACCUAAUUCAUUAUCACCAUGUGCCAUCCCACAGCUCAUCGUGCCAACUUCCAAAUCUGGAACAGGAGAUAAGCUUACCAUCUGAGAGUGUCUGUGAGUCCAAUGGGGUCUUCCAUUGUCACUGCAAUAAAAAGGCUCACGAACAGAAGCAAAUCGAGCAAUGUCAAGCUAAGAAGAAGCUGUGGAUAGCUUUGGUCAUCUGUCUAACAUUUAUGAUUGGAGAACUGGUUGGUGGCUAUCUAGCAGGGAGCUUGGCUGUUAUGACCGAUGCAGCACAUCUUUUAGCAGAUGUCACAAGUUUUCUGAUUAGCUUGUGUUCAUUAUGGUUAUCAUCAAGACCGGCCACGAAGAAAUUAAACUUUGGAUGGUACAGAGCAGAAAUUCUUGGUGCACUGUUCUCAGUGAUCACAAUUUGGCUUGUAACAGGAGUGUUGGUCUACCUUGCUUGUGUAAGAUUGGUUCGUGCUGAUUAUGAAAUUGAUGGAUUGGUGAUGGUUAUAACAUCUACCUUUGCAGUGGUGGCAAAUGUAAUAAUGGGAUUGGCACUUCAUCAGGGUGGUCAUGGUCACAACCACAGUGCAACUUGUAUCGAGCAUUCAGCGGAAGCUUUUCACAGCCAUCAGCCAAAUGCCAGCAUUCAAGCUGCGUUUAUCCAUGUCGUGGGAGAUUUCUUACAAAGCCUGAGUGUGCUAAUUAGUGCCCUUAUAAUUUUUUUCAAGCCUGAAUUCAAAGUAGCUGAUCCUAUCUGCACAUUUAUUUUCUCUGUGUUUGUUUUGGGAACAACAAUCACUGUUCUGCGAGAUAUUUUGUUGGUGUUGAUGGAAGGUGCACCAGCUGGACUGAAUUAUAAUGUGGUGAGGGAAAAGAUUCUUGCAGUUAAUGGAGUGAAAACAACGCACAGCCUUCAUCUCUGGGCUCUUACCUUGAGCCAGGUUGUUAUCUCAGCUCAUGUUGCUACAGAUGAUCAGGUGAAUCCUCAACAAGUACUUAAGGAAAUUACACAGAUGAUUUUUGACACCUUCACCGUUCAUUCUAUCACAAUCCAAGUAGAACGAUAUUCCGAUCAAGAACAAACGUGCCUAUUUUGUGAGGAACCCAAAGAUUAA